Uloborus diversus is the source of this 699-nucleotide messenger RNA. RefSeq lists its product as uncharacterized. The transcript has a single exon. Gene Ontology annotation, biological process: DNA integration. NCBI's taxonomy places the organism in Eukaryota, Metazoa, Arthropoda, Arachnida, Araneae, Uloboridae. Gene Ontology annotation, molecular function: nucleic acid binding. The record is from RefSeq and is a predicted model, not a curated record. Bases 1 to 699 code for a protein of 232 amino acids.
AUGCCCCCCAGAAAUAAUCUCGCACCUUGGAAUUGGUCAAAGAAACCAUGGGAAAGAAUUCAUGUCGAUUUUUUUGGCCCUUUGUAUGGAAAAAAGUACAUGGUUUUGAUUGACGCACAUAGUAAAUGGGCUGAGAUUGCUCCUAUGUCGAAUACGACUGCACAAAAUACUAUAGAAAAACUGCGAGGAAUAUUCGUUUGUUUUGGAUUACCACAUACUAUGGUUUCGGAUAAUGGACCUUCUUUUGAUUCAGAGGAAUUCAGGCAGUUUACAGCAAAUAAUGGUGUAAAGCAUAUUCCUACUCCACCAUAUCACCCCCAGAGUAAUGGUGCCGCAGAGAACUUAGUGAAAACGGUGAAAAGCUGGAUUGUAAAAGCAGUCACUUCUAAAUGUGAACGACAGAGCACUAAUAAGUUUUCUGUUCAAGAUAUAAUUCAUAAAUCCUUGUUUGAUUAUUGGAAUACACCUCAUACUACUACAGGCGAAACUCCUGCAAAAUUGAUGUUUGGCAGAGCUUUACGUACCCGAUUAGAUCUUUUAAGGCCUAGUUCAGAAGAACGAGUGAAAAAUCACCAAACUGAUCAAGAAAGGAAUUACAGAGGAAAAUCUAGGAAAGGUUUUGAGAUUGGGGAAAACGUUAUGGUCAGAAAUUACCAUGAUCGAAAUGACAAAUGGGUUGAAGCAGUGAUACUUGAUUAA